AAAAAAAAAAAAGUAUUAGGGGACGCGAGUGUUGUUUAGCAAUUUAACUAAUUUAAGAAAAUAAAAUAGAUUUCAUGUUGUAUUAGUAAAAUGGCGCGUAAUAAAUCGCCAUCGGCUGCUUCAGAAAAAGAUAAAAAGAAGCCAAAAGAUAAGAAAAAGAAGGAUGAGUCAGGAUCUAGCAGCAGCGACAGCAGUGGAAGUUCAUCAGACAGCAGUUCAUCGCGAUCUUCGUCUCGCUCAUCGUCAAGCAGCUCGGGCAGUUCCUCGCGUUCAUCUUCAUCGUCCAGCUCGUCAAGCAGCAGUAGCAGCAACAACCGUUCUAGGCCAAAGAAGAAGUAUGAUAUCCCCACAAGGACCCAACUGACUUCACCUUCCCACAAGAGUCCAGCGAAGGAUAGGCGCGAAGCCGACAGGGAAAAGAUUAGAGAUAGGUCCCCUUUAGGAGACAAAAAGAAGACUCCUUCCAUUAAUGACAAAGCUAAAAGCAAGGAAAAACAUGAUAGAUCUCCUGGCAGAAAGAAGCGUGAACGUUCACCGCCACCUCGUCCAACACGCAUCCAUAUUGGACGUCUCACAUUAAAUGUCAAUAAAGACCACAUUCAGGAAAUAUUCUCCACAUAUGGUACCGUGAAAAUGGUAGAAUUUCCUAUGGACCGUCUCCAUCCACACAAUGGACGUGGAUAUGCCUAUGUGGAGUUCACCAACCCAGAUGAAGCAGAGAAUGCUAUGAAGCAUAUGGAUGGAGGUCAGAUCGACGGGCAGGAGAUCACGGCGGCACCGGUGCUAGUGCCUUCGCGACCGCGUCGCCCAUCACCGCGCCCGCUGCCCCCGCGACAUGGUCCGCCCCGCCGACACUCGCCGCCUCGGUUUCUGCACUUCAACAGGUACCGGCGCCGCAGCCCGCCGCCCCGGCGUCGCUCGCCGCCGCGCCGGCGCCGUACGCGCUCGCGCUCCCCACGUCCCGCGCCGCGCCGCCGACGCUCCAGGUCCUCCUCCUCUUCCUCCCGAUAAACCACCAAAAAAAGCUUACCCCCCACCACACAUACCCUACACCCUCACAUACACAAAAUACCAAACAUAACAGUAGUAUUAUUAUGAGUAGAAUAUUCGUCAGAGUUCUUACUCAGUGAAUAUUUGAGUUGUGGAAUAAUAAUUUAAAAAUUCUAAAAUAUUUAAUGUAUUUGGAUUGGACUUAUUAGAACGAAGUUUAUUAGUUGCUCGUAACAGGAAUAUCGAUCUCGUAAUACUACUACAUGAGAUAAAAUGGCUGGUAUCUGUUAGUGGAACUGCUCUGAUCAGUCUAAAUAUUUUACCUUACUGGUUGAUACCAUGCCAUGAAAAUUACACACAUGCUUACCACACAUUCCAGAAAGUAACAGAGGUAAGUAUGAACCUAUUUUUCAUGCUAUUUCUAAUCUUUGUAAUUUUGGGAAGGUGAAUUGUGUUUUUGGUAAGUAUAAUCAAAUUGCACAUAAGAACGGAAAUAUGUUUAUCUUUAUGUAGUUUCUACAAUGUUUAACAAGAUGCUUCUUGUUACAAAAGCUUGCAAAAUGGAAACUGACUGUGAGUGAUCAGUGAGCAAAAAACUAAAAUCGAAGUGCAGUGCUGAUGUAAUUACUAUAAUAUUCCAAAUGUAAAGGACACUUGACUUUGUUAAUAAACAGUAAAAAUAACAA
Messenger RNA from Pectinophora gossypiella (pink bollworm), 1676 nucleotides. RefSeq names its product RNA-binding protein with serine-rich domain 1-B-like. The transcript is spliced from 7 exons. Lineage: Eukaryota; Metazoa; Arthropoda; Insecta; Lepidoptera; Gelechiidae. Gene Ontology annotation, molecular function: RNA binding. Bases 91 to 1011 code for a protein of 306 amino acids. Gene Ontology annotation, biological process: mRNA splicing, via spliceosome. The record is from RefSeq and is a predicted model, not a curated record. Gene Ontology annotation, cellular component: nucleoplasm; ASAP complex; cytoplasm.